GACUACGACGUCGGCAAGUUGCUCGGCCGGGGGAGCUACGGAUCCGUGCGCGAGUGCACCCUGCGCGUCAUUCCGUCCAAAGCCACCGUGGAGCACCUCAAACCGAGGGCGGUCAAAUCCAUCGCGAGCAACGGGAGCCGGUACAGCGCCGCGCUCAUCCGCGACGAGGUGGACACGAUGCUGGCCGUGUCUGGAAGGCACCCGAACCUACCCACCGUGUACGACGUGUACGAGAAGAGGCACAAGGGCGUCGCCCCCGGCAGCACCGUGCACGUCGUCAACAUCGUCACCGAGCAGUACGCGGGCGGGGACCUGCUCGAGGGCAUCGCCCGGCGGAAGCGGUUCACGGUUUCUGAUUUCGAAGCAAUCGCGCUGCAACUCCUCGGCGCGACGUCGUUUUUGCACAACGUCGGCGUCGUUCACCGCGACAUAAAGCCCGAUAACAUCAUGCUGAGGAGGCGUUGGUACGAGGACGUCCCGCCGCAGAUCGUGCUCCUGGAUUUCGGCGGCGCGGCGUUCGCCCGGGGCGCGAACAAGACGAAGCUUCGGGGUAACGUCGGGACGAAAUUUUAUUCCGCUCCCGAGGUUGUCUCCGGCAAGGAGUACGGCGCCAAGGCGGACGUCUGGUCCGUCGGGGUCACCCUCAUGGUCCUCCUCGCGGGCGUGCCCCCG
This is a messenger RNA of Micromonas commoda, 672 nucleotides long. RefSeq lists its product with no specific name. Gene Ontology annotation, molecular function: ATP binding; calcium/calmodulin-dependent protein kinase activity; calmodulin binding. The transcript has a single exon. NCBI's taxonomy places the organism in Eukaryota, Viridiplantae, Chlorophyta, Mamiellophyceae, Mamiellales, Mamiellaceae. The annotation marks the transcript as partial. Gene Ontology annotation, biological process: intracellular signal transduction; peptidyl-serine phosphorylation; protein autophosphorylation. Gene Ontology annotation, cellular component: cytoplasm; nucleus. The record is from RefSeq and is a predicted model, not a curated record.